CGCGAUAACUGUCCUGACCAGCCGCAGCUGCCAUGUGUUCUUCUCGAAGGAAGACAGCCGCCAUCAUGAGUGGCUACGGGCGAUGCCGUGGAAGGAAUGUGAAGCGAUGAGUUCUACAGAGGACGUAGAAGUGGGCGGCUUUUGCCGGUUUAGCGCCGAGUGCCGCUCCAAGUGCUGCGUGAAGGUGUUCCCCAGGGGCGACCAGGCCGGCAGUCCGAGGCAGUGCCGCCACUACGCCGAGCCCGGCGAGCCAUGCAGUGACGAGCAGAUCAAGGGAGGCGUCUACGUGAACGGAUGUCCCUGCCGCGUCGGCCACUGCGGAAGCAACGGAUACUGUUCAUGAGAUGAGCAGAGACUGACUCAAGUUUCUUGGGGCUCUGAAGGCGAUGGAGCAGCCCGUGCAGACUUCGAAAUGCGGAGUUUAAUAAACAUAUGCACCUGAAAGCGUGAAAAA
This is a messenger RNA of Dermacentor andersoni, 454 nucleotides long. RefSeq lists its product as uncharacterized. The record is from RefSeq and is a predicted model, not a curated record. NCBI's taxonomy places the organism in Eukaryota, Metazoa, Arthropoda, Arachnida, Ixodida, Ixodidae.